AUGGCGCCUAUCGUUACUGUACCAGUGCCGCCUUUCUUCGAGCCCGGUGCUCCUCCCCGCCUCAUCCCGCAUCUCAUAGUCGAAACCGACAUAGAUGACAUCUCCCCCGACAUGGUUCCUCUCCUCCUACAAGACAUAGAUAUGGCCAAACCUCUCCGUCGAACUGUUCGCGUCGCGACUCCGCCUCCGCGUCGUCGUUCAGUGUCUGUCGGUCCUGCUCGAUCGAGAGCUAGUUCCGUGGCUCCCGUAGAGAACAAUCUGGGUUCUGACGAUGACUCGUCGGCUCUGUCAUCUGUCACAGACGAGGACGAUUCCGGGUCCGACGACGAACAGCAACCCGCAGGCGAGGACGUCGUGAAGAUUCCCAAACCAGCCGGCGAAGUCGGCCGUCCCAAUCGAGGCGGAUACAAGCUGGAGGACGCCUUACAAUGGAACACUGCGCGAAUGCGGGUGUUCAAGAGUUUGAUCCACCAGCUGGUUGACGAACAUCUUGACCCUACGCUCUCGAUGGCGGGCCAGUCGGAAAGGCGAAUGCGCCUAGUACGCGAUGAGGCCAUCAAACGUCUCCCCGAUCUGGCGAUGUACGAUCAGGAAUGGCCCCUCAUCGACGCAGUGAAGCAGCGCCUCAAGUACACAUCCUCGAAGGCCCGCCAGCAUGCCCACGAGGCGGUGUCUCUGACGGCGCAGAAGAAGGCACGCAUGCAGCGUAGAUAA
Trametes versicolor FP-101664 SS1 is the source of this 714-nucleotide messenger RNA. RefSeq lists its product as uncharacterized. The transcript is spliced from 3 exons. The coding region runs from base 1 to 714 and encodes 237 amino acids. The record is from RefSeq and is a predicted model, not a curated record. Lineage: Eukaryota; Fungi; Basidiomycota; Agaricomycetes; Polyporales; Polyporaceae.